AUGGUCGUGUUACGGUGUUAUGGUCUCAAGUUACCAGGAGCUGGUUACAACGCAAACACCAAGUCCCUGUCUUCCAAUGACAUGCCCCGACACGCCGAUCACGAUUCUUGGCCUGUCCGGUCCAGUGGUCAAAGCGAACAGAAACAUGCCUACCCCAGCAACCUGCCCACUGGAGCAAUAGGUCUCAUCGUGGCUCAUUGCUUCACUGAGGCCCAGUUCACACCUAGGGCUUUGAUUUGCAGUUUUGACUCACGCAGUCACUUCAUCACUUCACCACCUCAUCACCUCAUCAAUCAUCACUUCAUCAUCUCAUCACUUCUUCACUUCACCACCUCAUCACCUCAUCAAUCAUCACUUCAACAAUCAUCACCUCAUCACUUCAUCAAUCAUCACUUCAUCACCUCAUCACUUCAUCACUUCAUCAAUCAUGACUUUAUCAAUAAUCACUUCAUCAAUCAUCACUUCAUCAAUCAUCACAUCAUCACUUCAUCAAUCAUCACAUCAUCACCUCAUCAAUCAUCAUUUCAUCACCUCAUCACUUCAUCACCUCAUCACUUCAUCACCUCAUCACUUCAUCAAUCAUCACUUCAUCACUUCAUCAAUCAUCACUUCAUCACCUCAUCACUUUAUCAAUUCAUCACUUCAUCACUUCAUCACCUCAUCACUUCAGCACCUCAUAACUUCAUCAAUCAUCACUUCAUCACAUCACCACUUCAUCACCUCACCACUUUAUCACCUCACCACUUCAUCAAUCAUCACCUCAUCACCUCAUCAUUUCAUCUCCUCAUCACUUCAUCAAUCAUCACCUCAUCAAUUAACCACUUCAUCACCUCAUCACUUCAUCAAUCAUCACCUCAUCACUUCAUCAAUCAUCACCUCACCACAUCAUUAAUCAUCACCUCAUCACUUCAUCACCUCAUCACUUCAUCAAUCAUCACUUCAUCACUUCAUCAAUCAUCACUUCAUCACCUCAUCACUUUAUCAAUUCAUCACUUCAUCACUUCAUCACCUCAUCACUUCACACCUCAUAACUUCAUCAAUCAUCACUUCAUCACAUCACCACUUCAUCACCUCACCACUUUAUCACCUCACCACUUCAUCAAUAAUCACUUCAUCACCUCAUCAUUUCAUCACCUCACCACUUCAUCAAUCAUCACCUCAUCACCUCAUCAUUUCAUCACCUCAUCACCUCAUCACUUCAUCAUUCAUCACCUCACCACUUCAUUAAUCAUCACCUCAUCACUUCAUCACCUCACCAUUUCAUCUCCUCAUCACUUCAUCACCUCAUCACUUCAUCACCUCAUCACUUCAUGA
Messenger RNA from Biomphalaria glabrata, 1314 nucleotides. RefSeq names its product histidine-rich glycoprotein-like. NCBI's taxonomy places the organism in Eukaryota, Metazoa, Mollusca, Gastropoda, Planorbidae. The transcript has 4 exons. The record is from RefSeq and is a predicted model, not a curated record. The coding region runs from base 1 to 1314 and encodes 437 amino acids.